Acromyrmex echinatior (Panamanian leafcutter ant) is the source of this 983-nucleotide messenger RNA. Its product is annotated as beta-keto L-gulonate decarboxylase. The record is from RefSeq and is a predicted model, not a curated record. Gene Ontology annotation, cellular component: nucleus. Gene Ontology annotation, molecular function: zinc ion binding; hydrolase activity, acting on ester bonds. Lineage: Eukaryota; Metazoa; Arthropoda; Insecta; Hymenoptera; Formicidae.
CAAAGUGACAUACCGUUUAAGUAAGAAGACAAAUACGUGUCUCUGACGUUGAUGUAAUUAAGAAAUUAAAGCAAUCAAGCUGUAUUUUGCAACAUAAUUACCCUGUGUUCCAGUUUUAAUUUAGCAUUAUGGCAGCAUUGCCAAAUGGGGAUGCUUACACAACUGAUAUUCUUCCUUAUCGUGUAUAUCCUUUGGAAAUACCGACCCUCUUAGAAAUCGCAGAAGUUCUGCAAAAUGGAAUGCAACCCCUGUUCCAACGAGUGAACGUCGACAUAGCUAGCUGUCCUAAUCUAAGUACUGCACCAUAUAAUCUUGCCGGAGUAGGAUUAGGUGGCUACACAUCGAUAGUAGAACUCUUUCUUCUCGAACCAAAUGUACCGUGGAAUCAAAGAACACGGGAUUUUCAAGAAAUAUUCACAACCAGUUGCCGUGAUGCCUUUGUUAUUGGAACUUCUUACGCUACAAAACCAAGCAUGCCUUAUUAUGGACAUCUCAUUAUGAAUGCAACGUAUAGAGCACCUAUGGAUAUUAGGAACGAGAGUCGCCUUAUUUUCGCAGAGAGGGGUAACGGACAGACAAGAAUAGAAAAGUUAACUGAUCCUAACCAAAUGAAAUACACCAACAAAGGCAUUUUCUUUGUCAGCGAGGGUAGGGGGGGCCAUGUUAUCAGAGUGCGUGCAAAAGGUCGAAAAACUAUUAACACAGAUAUCAUAACGGUUCUUUACGAAAAAUAUGAGAAUGACAAUAAAUUUGUUGCUUUAGGUGGUGUUUUAAAAAUGACAAACGGAAGUGUGGCCUGUAAUCUUAUGUGGGACGAUUAUGAGGAGCCGUUAGGAUCAUUUGAUGAUAUUAUUAGAAGACAGCAAUGUGCCGAGAUACAUCUAGAGUCAGAUAUGAUAGCCAUUGGUACAAUUAUUAAUGAUAAGCCAGUACUAAUACCUCAGGAACAGCGUUACGGUGUUUAUCAAUUAAAUCAGGAAUGA